AUGGUGCCGCUUAAGUUCGUCGUGCCCUAUGGAGACUCCAGGUAUCCCGCCGAGGCCUGGGGCUACCCGCUGGGCAUGCACUGCAGGAACCUGCGCGUGCUCAAGCAACAGGGCAAAAAAAUACCGUUCUUCACCGAGAACGACCUGAUAGCCCUGAACUUCCCGUGGGAUAUGCGGCAACACAAGUGGAAUGUAUUCGUGCUGCCGUCGCUGCAGAAAUACUACGAGAUCAACGGCCACAGUGAAGUGCCCAGCGUGUUUGUAGUGCCGUCGGACGAUGACCGAUGGCCUAAAGUGCUUUGGGGUUUCCGACUAGGACAGACCAUUACGAGCAUCAGGUACGCGGACACAUACAAGGCACAGCGCGAGGCGUCCGUGCAUGAGCUGGACAAGAUCGAGUUCUCCACGUUGACGUGGCGAGAGCGCAUGUGGGACACGAAGAUUUUACCGGCGCUGGCCGCGUUUAAGCGCGAGUUUGGACACUGCAACGUGAAUUUCAACUUUGUGGUGCCCAACGAUCCCAACUGGCCCAAGACGACGAGAGGACUGAGACUUGGAGCUACUGUCGCCAAUAUGCGCUGCAGAGGCAAUUACGACGACAUGGCGGAGCGAGACAAGGACAAGUUGAAGGAGAUCGGCUUCGUCUGGAACCCGGAAGACGACCGGUGGACCUACAGAAUCAUGCCCGCAUUGGAGGCGUACUGCAAGAUUUAUGGCCACGGCUGGGUGCCCGUCGAUUUUGUUGUUCCGAAUCAAGAGCCGUGGCCAGAAGACACACGCGGGCUGAGGCUUGGGAAUAUUUUCAUGAAGGUCCGACACACCGGGGCAUACUCGUCGUAUGUGGAACGAGAUAGUGAGCGCCUUGAAGCUCUCGGAAUCGACUUUAAAGCGCCGUACGAACCGUUUGCAAUGGCGAUUAAGGCGCAGUGUUGA
Messenger RNA from Phytophthora sojae, 933 nucleotides. RefSeq lists its product as hypothetical. The record is from RefSeq and is a predicted model, not a curated record. Bases 1 to 933 code for a protein of 310 amino acids. The transcript has a single exon. Lineage: Eukaryota; Oomycota; Peronosporomycetes; Peronosporales; Peronosporaceae.